Messenger RNA from Athalia rosae (coleseed sawfly), 1918 nucleotides. RefSeq lists its product as uncharacterized. NCBI's taxonomy places the organism in Eukaryota, Metazoa, Arthropoda, Insecta, Hymenoptera, Athaliidae. The coding region runs from base 19 to 1872 and encodes 617 amino acids. The transcript has 4 exons. The record is from RefSeq and is a predicted model, not a curated record.
CGAGAAGCAGUCCGCGUCAUGGUUGCACUGAAAGAGGGAUUUUUUCUUGUCAAAAUAAUAAUAAUCGGGGCUGCCGCUUCGCAAGAGAUACUCUGGAAUCUUGGAAAACGUAACGAGAGUAGAUAUGAUAAUAUACUAAAUAAGGAAGCACGAUGCAAAACCAGGAUCCUUCCAUUGAUACUUGAUAAAAUUAUCGAUGUUUACAUGACCGAUGGAUAUAAUUUGCUAAUUGCUAUAGGAGAUAGAGGAAAAAAUGAUUGUUACUGUGAAAAUAUUGUGGGUGGAUUUUUUAAACUUGGUACAAGAACUGUUCUCGCCACGACGCCAAAUACAGAUAAAUUGAAUAUGUCUGAAGUCGUUUAUCAACAUCCAACUGGCUAUAUUCUCCUGGAAACUGAUUCAAAGGAGAUGAAAGAUCAAUUGAUACAGUUUGCAAGAAUGGGGAGUGCCUGGAAUCCUAGAGGCCUGUUCAUAAAGCUAGCGAACAGUAAAGUUGAGGCGGUAAAUAUGAUGAAAAAAUUAUGGGAGAACUUUAUCUAUAAAGUCGUGAUAUUAAUUAUCGGCGACGGUUUCUCAGUACUUGUAGAUAAAAUCGAAGCAUAUACUUGGCAGCCUUAUCACCCACACGAUUAUUGUGGACCACCGACUUUGGAAAAUCUAAUUAAACUGGGAAUAUCCACGGAGGACUUUAACUUUGAGAAAAAAAAUAAUUUCCAACCCGGAAUAAUGCCAAAAACAUUCGGCAAUUGCCCACUUAAUGUUACUAUAAAUAUUUGGGAGCCUUACGUUUAUCCAGAAGACAAGAAUGAAGCUCAAAGGGGUAUGGAGACAAGUCUAGUUCGAAUGGUUUUUCAAAAAAUGAAGAUCAAGGCUAAUGGUAAAUUCCAACCUUUGCAAGUUGAAAGAGAACCCAGCGAGGCCUGGUUAGGUUCCAUUAUACCAUUUGAAAUUGAUCUAGACCGGAACGAUCUCACAACGCCGUACAUUGAAGAUAUGUUAGUCUGGAUUGUUCCUCGUCGGCCGGUUAUUACGAGCAUACUUUUAAGCAUUGGUAAAGGAUUCGGAAUGAAACUUUGGAUAGCAUCAAUCCUCUCUAUAUGCUUAAUAGCAAUUUCUAUGAUGGCAGUUAAAAAAGAACAUUGGUGUCUAUCAAUUUGGGGAAGUCUUUGGGAUCAAGUAGAUAAGAAAAUUCCCAAAAAAGUCCGUGUAAUUUGGGCAGGUUGGUUAAUUUUGAUUCUGCACUUGGUCAGUGCAUAUAAAACAGUACUAGUCGCUCGUUUAAUGAAUCCAGUGCCACGAGAAGAAAUCCACAAUCAGGCAGAAUUAGUUUCAUCAGGUCUAAAACUAGGAUUCCUAUCUGGGGGGGAAUUAUUAUUUAACGCAGAGGAUGAAGUAGAAAAAAUAAUUUUAGAACAAUACGAUCUCUGCGAUACCGUACUUGCAUGUUAUAAGAAAGUUCCGGAGGGCCAAGCAUUAAUGACAAACAAAAUGUAUGCGGAUUACUUAGCUGGGCGGGAUGAUGUUGAUAAUUCGAUAGUGGAGAACGUCAGCUAUUUUCCAGCUGGUAGGACUUAUCAUAUCUGCACAAUCUUUGUCAAGGGUCAUGCAGUGGUACCGGCCUUUAACAGAAUUGUGCGCAAUAUAAUCGAAGCAGGCUUCAUCUCAAGAUGGACGAAAAAUGCCAGAUCUGUACAAGCGAGGAUAAAUAUACGGAAAUUAGGUUUAUCAGCUGAGGAAAAAUUGUCUCUCAUCAACUUUCAAGAGGGGUUCAUUUUGCUCGUAAUAGGCUUGGUCCUGGGAGGAAUAUCUUUCUUUUGCGAGAUAAUCCACCAUCUACUUUGCAAAAGCGUCUCAAGAUUACAGAGUAAAUGACGAGCUAUUUCGAGGUAAGAUAAAAUGAAGAAGAGAAUAACGAGAA